Molecule: messenger RNA, 279 nt
Organism: Penicillium nucicola
Lineage: Eukaryota; Fungi; Ascomycota; Eurotiomycetes; Eurotiales; Aspergillaceae
Exons: 3
Coding region: 1-279 (92 amino acids)
Source: RefSeq, a predicted model, not a curated record
AUGGAUCCCUACAAGAUUCAAAUCAUCAAGGAGAUCGCGUGCUCUGAUUCAUCCUCUAUAUCCGGGGUAGAUCUGGAUGGACACAAAAUUCUUCUCCUUGUUCGUGGAAACCCCGAUAGACUGGUUUGGGUUGACUUUGAUGUUGCAACGACCUUUACCGACUUUGGACCUGAACAGAUUGCCUGUUGUGACCAUGAAAUUGCGGUUGUGAAGGGAUUUGGGGAUGCACUACGAGAUGACCAGGCUGAGGGUCUGCCACCGUAUACAAAAUUUUAUUAA